This is a messenger RNA of Triticum aestivum (bread wheat), 1494 nucleotides long. RefSeq names its product probable L-type lectin-domain containing receptor kinase S.5. Gene Ontology annotation, biological process: protein phosphorylation. Bases 1 to 1494 code for a protein of 497 amino acids. The transcript has 2 exons. The record is from RefSeq and is a predicted model, not a curated record. Gene Ontology annotation, molecular function: ATP binding; carbohydrate binding; protein kinase activity. NCBI's taxonomy places the organism in Eukaryota, Viridiplantae, Streptophyta, Magnoliopsida, Poales, Poaceae.
AUGGCCGUGCAGCUCACGCCGCCCUUACCUCGUUUAGUUCUAGUCACUCAGCCAAAUGUCCAAAGACAAGCAUCAGACGGGAAUAAACCAUACAGAAAUCCCAGCACCAUUUUAGCCAUGACAACGCCCCGUAGCAUGAUCUUGAGCCUUUCCUUCAUAGUAGCCUCUGCAGGCCUUGCCAUCCAAGGCAGAACCUGCAGUUGCCUGCAAUUUAACUACCCCAGCUUCGACAUGACCAACAAGAAUGAUUUCAGCUUCAGCCCAGGUUCAGCAAUUGCAAAUGGUUCCCUGAGAAUCGUGCCGAACACCGGAAACUCGAGCCACCAGUCGGGAAGGGUGGUAUACGUAAAGGAAACCCUCAAGCUGUGGAACAGGAAGCGAACUGUGCUCACAUCUUUCGGGACGCAGUUCACGCUCAACAUCCUCCCGGGAGAAGGUAUGGCUUUCAUACUCACAAAUAGCCUGUCGUUGCCCAGGAACAGCGGCGGCCAGUGGCUCGGCGUAUGCAACAACCAGACAGAUGGCGCGCCAACGAACCGAAUAGUAGCCGUGGAAUUCGACACGAGAAAGAGCUACCAGGACGACCUCGACGGCAACCAUGUCGGGCUCGACUUGAAAAGCAUCAAAUCUGUUUAUCCGUACCCGCUCAGCAAUCUUUCAAUCAUCCUGUCAAGCGGCUCGGAUGUCUUGGUUAGUAUCAUCUACAACAGCACAUCACAUGCUUUUGUAUUAUCUGUAAGCCAGCGCAACACAAGUGGCAGUGGGGGGCAUAAUUGGCGAGAGAGCUGGCCGGUUGAUCUAUCACGGUACCUACUGGACGAAAUAUAUCUGGGAUUCGCAGGUUCCACGGGUGAUUACACCCAACUGAACCAGAUAAAAUCGUGGAACUUCACCACGAUAGACGACAUACUCGUCGCUGAAAGAACAAGACAUGGGAAGUGGGUGUUUUUGGUUCUCAUUGCCUUGGUUUUCCUUGUUACAUGUUCAUCGUUUCUUGUGUUGUUGGUGCGGAGAAGGGUGACACAGCGGAGAAGGCUAGCCUACCGCACGCUCGAGAAAAUGAUCGACGCACAUGGCCCGGUUAGAUUUAAGCUCAAGGAGUUGAAGCACGCGACCGCCAACUUCAGCCCUCACCGUAAGCUCGGUAGAGGUGGCGGCGGCACUGUUUACCUUGGAUACCUGAAUGGGAUCAACAGAGAGGUGGCUGUGAAGCGGGUCUCACUCUCAAGCCGAGGAGAGAAGGAGUUCGUGGCGGAGGUGAACACGAUCAGCAAGCUCUCCCACCGCAACCUUGUCAAGCUGAUUGGCUGGUGCCAUGAGGGAGGCGAACUACUCCUCGCCUACGACUACUUCCCCAUGGGCAGCCUGGACAAGCUAUUGUUCGCCAAUGCCACAACGACCACGUACUCGUCAUCGGCGCUCACAUGGGAGCGGCGAUACAGGAUAAUCUGUGGCGUGGCAUCUGCACUCGACUACCUUCUGUUGAGUAAAUAG